AUUAAACAAAACAAAAAACAAUUACAAUAAUAAAAAGAAUAAAGAAGCUGGCUCUUGAAACUAGAACUUCUACUCUUCUUCCUCUAUAAACAAAACAUGGGUUUUCCCCCUCUACAAUCCCAAAACAAAUCAACAGUCCUCUUCUCUCAACAAUGCCUGGAACCUUAAGGAAUCUCUCACUUUCUCCCAAAAACUUCUCCUUCACAUUCACCUUGCUUCUAUUAUUAAACUCUUUUCUUCUCUUUCCAUUUUGUUACUCACUUAAUGAACAAGGCCAAGCUCUUAUAGCAUGGAAAAACAGUUUAAACAAUACUUCAGAAGCAUUAUCAUCAUGGAAUUCUUUAACCACAAAACCAUGCAACUGGUUUGGAGUGUUCUGCAAUUCACAACAAGAUGUUAUAGAGAUAAACUUGAAAUCAAUGAGCUUACAAGGCUCAUUACCUUCAAAUCUUCAAUCUCUAAAGUCCUUAAAGAUUCUCAUCCUCUCAUCAAACAAUAUCACAGGAAAGAUACCGAAAGAGAUCGGAGACUAUCAGGAACUAAUCGUCAUUGAUCUAAGUGGAAAUUCUCUAUUUGGUGAAAUACCAGAAGAAAUUUGCAGGCUAAGCAAACUUCAAAGUUUGUUUCUUCACACAAAUUUCUUUGAAGGAAACAUUCCAUCCAACAUUGGAAAUUUAACAAGUCUUGUGAACUUUACACUCUAUGAUAAUCAUUUGAGUGGUGAAAUUCCAAAGAGUAUUGGCUUAUUGGACAAGCUUCAAGUAUUUAGAGCUGGUGGUAAUAAGAAUCUCAAGGGUGAGAUUCCAUUAGAAAUUGGAAACUGCACCAGCUUGAUCCUAUUAGGCCUUGCAGAAACAAGUAUUUCUGGAAGCAUUCCUUCUUCAAUCCAAAUGCUGAAAAGAAUCAAAACUUUAGCAAUAUACACAACUCUAUUGUCAGGCUCGAUUCCGAAGGAGAUCGGCCAUUGCAGUGAGUUGCAGAACAUUUACUUGUAUCAGAACUCUCUCUCAGGUUCGAUUCCAACACAAAUUGGAGAACUCAGCCAGCUCAAGAGUUUACUUUUAUGGCAAAACAAUUUAGUAGGUACUAUUCCAGAAGAGAUUGGAAACUGCAAAGAGAUUCAAGUCGUUGACUUAUCAGAGAAUCUUCUAACAGGUAGCAUACCGAAGAAUUUUGGUCUGCUUUCAAAUCUUCAAGAGCUUCAAUUGAGUGUUAAUCAUCUCUCAGGUAUUAUACCACCUGAGAUUUCAAAUUGUACUUCUCUGACACAACUUGAAGUUGACAACAAUGCUAUAUCUGGUGAGAUUCCUCCUCUUAUAGGCAACUUGAAAAGCUUAAGUUUGUUCUUUGCAUGGCAGAACAAAUUAACAGGAAAAAUUCCAGAUAGUCUUUCAGAUUGUCAAGACCUUCAAGCACUUGAUCUUUCUUACAAUAAUUUGAUUGGUCCAAUACCAAAAAAACUAUUUGAUUUGAAAAAUCUCACAAAACUUUUACUUAUUUCCAAUGAUUUAUCAGGCUUUAUACCACCUGAUAUAGGAAACUGCACAAGCCUCUAUAGGCUUAGAUUGAAUCACAAUAGAUUAGCAGGUAACAUUCCAAAUGAGAUUGGAAACUUGAAAAGUUUGAAUUUUUUGGAUAUAAGUAGCAACCAUCUUGUAGGUGAGAUUCCUCCUCCACUUUCUAGAUGUCAAAAUCUUGAGUUUUUAGAUCUUCAUUCCAACAGUCUCAUAGGUUCUUUUCCAGAUUCUCUUCCAAAAAGCCUACAGUUGAUUGACAUGUCAGACAAUAGGCUAUCAGGUGAAUUGAGUCACACUAUUGGUUCAUUAGUUGAGUUAAGCAAACUUAACUUAGGAAAGAAUCAAUUAAGUGGAAGAAUCCCAUCAGAGAUCUUAUCUUGUACUAAACUACAGCUUCUAGACCUUGGAAGCAAUAGUUUCACAGGAGAAAUUCCAAAGGAAUUGAGUCUAAUUCCUUCACUUGAAAUCUCUCUCAAUCUUAGCUUCAACCAGUUUUCUGGUGAAAUUCCAUCACAGUUCUCUAGUCUUAGCAAACUAGGAGUUCUUGAUCUCUCACAUAACAAACUCACAGGGAGUCUAGAUUCUCUCUCUGACCUUCAAAACCUUGUUACCUUGAAUGUUUCCUUCAAUUCCUUCUCAGGUGAGUUACCUAACACUCCAUUUUUUCAUAAACUCCCUCUUAGUGAUCUUGCUGAAAAUGAAGGUCUUUACAUUGCUAAAAGUGUUUUAACUCCUUCUGAUAGAAUUGAAUCCAAAGGUCAUGCAAAGUCAGUUAUGAAAUCUGUAAUGUCCAUUCUAUUAAGCACAAGUGCAGUACUAGUCCUGCUCACAGUUUAUAUCGUCGUACGUUCGCAUAUAGCGAACAAAACCAUCAUGGAAAAUGAAAGUUGGGAGGUGACUUUGUAUCAAAAGUUUGAACUCUCAAUAGAUGACAUUGUCUUGAAUCUCACAUCAUCCAAUGUGAUUGGAACUGGAAGCUCAGGAGUUGUUUACAAGGUGACAAUUCCGAACGGCGAAACACUUGCAGUUAAAAAGAUGUGGUCAUCAGAAGAAUCAGGAGCAUUCAAUUCUGAGAUUCAAACCUUAGGCUCAAUCAGACACAAGAAUAUCAUUAGGCUUCUAGGUUGGGGAUCCAACAGGAACCUAAAGCUUCUGUUUUAUGACUAUCUUCCCAAUGGAAGCCUUAGUUCAUUGCUUCAUGGCUCUGGAAAGGGAAAAGCAGAAUGGGAAACAAGAUAUGAUGUUAUAUUAGGUGUUGCUCAUGCACUUUCAUAUUUGCAUCAUGAUUGUGUUCCUGCUAUAAUGCAUGGAGAUGUCAAAGCCAUGAAUGUGUUAUUGGGUCAUGGAUAUCAACCUUAUCUUGCUGACUUUGGUUUAGCAAGAAUUGCAACUGAAAAUGAUGAAAAUACUAAUUCUAUGCCAGUUCAAAGACAUUAUCUUGCUGGUUCAUAUGGAUACAUGGCUCCAGAACAUGCAUCAAUGCAGCCUAUAACUGAGAAGAGUGAUGUUUACAGUUUUGGUAUGGUUCUACUUGAGGUCUUAACAGGAAGGCACCCUUUAGAUCCAACUCUUCCAGGGGGUGCAAACAUGGUUCAAUGGGUUAGGAGCCAUUUAGCUAACAAAGGAGACCCUUCUGAAAUUCUUGACACAAAGCUUAGAGGAAGAGCUGAUCCUACCAUGCAUGAAAUGCUACAAACUUUAGCAGUUUCAUUUCUAUGUGUAAGCACAAGAGCUGUUGACCGUCCAACAAUGAAAGAUGUUGUUGCAAUGCUUAAAGAAAUUAGACCUGUUGAAACCCCAAGAGGAGACAAUGAUGUAUUGAAAGGAGGCAUAACAUCACAUUCACAUAGUUCUCCACCACCUCCUAAGAAUGUACUUUCACAUGGAUCUUCUACUUGUUCCUAUAAUUUCUCAGAUGGUUAGUUUAAUCAGUUCAGCAAGUAUGCAUCAGAUCAGUUCAUGGUGUGCUUCAUUCCAUUUGUACAUAGAGUCUAAUGUAAUGCUAAAUUAGAGCUUGAAUUAUUAAUUAGUUGUAUUAUGGUAAUCUAGUGUGAUAUUUUUGUACCCUUUUAAUGUAAUUUCAUAGUGGUUGCAUAUUUCAAAAAUCCAUAUAUUGAGUAUAUAUAUAAUAAAUAAAUAUUGUUUCUUUCA
Messenger RNA from Cicer arietinum (chickpea), 3668 nucleotides. Its product is annotated as leucine-rich repeat receptor-like serine/threonine-protein kinase RGI4. Gene Ontology annotation, molecular function: protein kinase activity; ATP binding; protein binding. Lineage: Eukaryota; Viridiplantae; Streptophyta; Magnoliopsida; Fabales; Fabaceae. The record is from RefSeq and is a predicted model, not a curated record. Gene Ontology annotation, biological process: protein phosphorylation.